AAGGAAAAUGACAUUUCUCAAAAGACCACUGGCACCACAUCUUUAAAGUGAUCUAUUUCGGGGGUCCCACAAUAUACACAACUACCCUCAGGCCGGAAGUGGUUUUGCCCCUAUAAAAUAUGGCGGAAAGCUUUCUCGUCUCCUGGGCAACAUCACGUAAUGCGUAGACGGAUUGGAUCGCCGGUGGGAUUAUCCUGCGCACGCGGAAAAGCACGCGCUGCCGGAAGUGAUGGCACCCUCCCUUCCACAGCGGGUGGUUUAGCGCGCGUGCGCAGUAGGCUCUUCCGGCAGCUGUGUUGUGGAAAUGGUGGAAAAGAAAACUUCGGUCCGCUCCCAGGAUCCCGGACAGCGGCGGGUGCUAGACCGGGCAGCGAGACAGCGCCGCAUCAACAGGCAGCUCGAGGCCUUGGAGAAUGACAACUUCCAGGACGACCCCCAUGCAGGACUCCCCCAGCUCGGCAAAAGGCUGCCUCAGUUUGAUGAUGAUGCAGACACCGGAAAGAAAAAGAAGAAAACUCGAGGCGAUCAUUUUAAACUUCGCUUCCGAAAGAACUUUCAAGCCUUGCUGGAGGAGCAGAACCUGAGUGUGGCCGAGGGCCCCAACUACCUGACAGCCUGUGCAGGACCCCCCUCCCGGCCCCAGCGCCCCUUCUGUGCUGUCUGUGGCUUCCCCUCCCCCUAUACGUGUGUCAGCUGUGGGGCCCGCUACUGCACUGUGCGCUGUCUGGGCACCCACCAGGAGACCAGGUGCCUGAAGUGGACUGUGUGAGCCUGGCCAUCCGCAGAGGAGAAGGCCUUCCGCUCAUCACCCCAGCCCCGGAGAGGGCUCGGCCAAGGGGAGGGGUGCUCUUCUGGACCUAGAGAGGAGCCACUCACUCGCCCCACAGCGCUGUGUCCUGCCUGCCAGGGAAGCGCAUCUUACUCCCGGGGACUGUUGGCAGGGAAGCGGGCUGGCUGGGCCCUCGGCACGGCACGCCGCUGUAAUAAAUCAUGCGAGGAGGA
Ailuropoda melanoleuca (giant panda) is the source of this 1002-nucleotide messenger RNA. It is a transcript of the gene ZNHIT1, whose product is annotated as zinc finger HIT-type containing 1. The transcript is spliced from 5 exons. Lineage: Eukaryota; Metazoa; Chordata; Mammalia; Carnivora; Ursidae. Gene Ontology annotation, biological process: chromatin remodeling. The record is from RefSeq and is a predicted model, not a curated record. The coding region runs from base 305 to 769 and encodes 154 amino acids.